CCGUCAUUGUUUUGUUUAAACAAGACGCCUUUUCUCUUGCUCGCCAAUUUUACGUUUCCACCGUUCUUACCUCAGAGACGUGGCUCGACCAAACCGAAUCGAACGCUGGCGAUUUAAUUUAAAGUUGCCAAAUUUCCACUUCCCCAUUUGACUUUUGUUCCUGGGUUUCCAUCUCCCUUCCUCCCGAUUUCCAAGGGUGUUUGCUCGUAAUGUCAUCCAGAGGCUGAUUAGGCUGCCGAAAUCUCACUUCUUUACUUGAAUCUUGUCCGGGCUUUUCUUUAUUUUUGCCGAUUUCCAUGGGAGUGUCUCUGAGAAUUCUAUAUCCAUGAAUUUCAUCCAAGGUCUCAUCAAACCCUUCAAGCGCGGCUCUAGCAGAGAAGGUGUCGGAGAAGACGAUCUCGAGCGAAUUGCCGCUCUGGAGCAGAAGGUGUUCCCAUUUCAGGUCUUGGUCUCUGCUACGAAGAAUUUCCACCCCAACCACAAACUCGGCGAAGGUGGAUUUGGACCAGUCUACAAGGGAAGGCUAUCUGAUGGGAGGGAGAUAGCUGUGAAGAAGUUAUCUCAGUCCUCGAGACAGGGAAAAAACGAGUUUGUGAAUGAAGCCAAGUUACUUGCCAAGGUUCAGCAUCGCAAUGUCGUGAAUCUUGUGGGUUAUUGUACCCACGGAGACGAUAAACUCUUGGUCUACGAGUACGUCUCAAAUGAGAGCCUCGACAAGGUUCUAUUCAAAUCCAACAGAAGAGCAGAGCUAGACUGGAAGCAUAGGCUUGAGAUCAUAACUGGUGUUGCUCGUGGACUGCUUUAUCUUCACGAAGAUGCACCCAACUGCAUCAUCCACAGAGACAUCAAGGCUGGCAAUAUUCUGCUUGAUGAUAAAUGGGUUCCAAAGAUUGCAGAUUUUGGGAUGGCCCGGCUCUUCCCUGAAGACAGAACACAUGUCAACACUCGUGUGGCUGGCACCAAUGGGUAUAUGGCGCCGGAGUAUGUGAUGCAUGGGGUGCUAUCAGUGAAGGCGGACAUAUUCAGCUUUGGGGUUUUGGUACUGGAGCUGAUCAGCGGACAGAAGAACUCCAGUUUUAGUUUGAGGCACCCGGAUCAGACAUUGCUUGAAUGGUCGUAUAGGCUGUACAAGAAAGGAAGGAGCAUGGAGAUGGUGGAUCCUGCCAUGGCAGCAUCGGUGGAUGCAGACCAACUCCAACUAUGCGUUCAGAUUGGUCUGCUGUGUGCACAGGGCGAUCCCCUUCAACGGCCCAACAUGAGACGCAUUGCUAUGAUCCUCUCAAGGAGAGCAGGUCAUCUGGAAGAACCCUCACGGCCAGUCGUCCUCAACCGGCGGUCCCAUCACCACCAGACGGCUGGAACGUCCUCUGCAUCCACCACCACCACCCGUUCAAGUUUGGAUUCUUCUUUCGGAUCUAAUUCCAACACAAACACAAACACAGUCACGGCGGGCAGAGGUACUCCCACUUGGUCUCCCUCUCCUCACACCGUUAGCUCCGACUCUCGUGGGAAACGCCCUCUCUGGAGUUAUUGAUCCACUUUUAUACCGACGUAUAUGUGUGCUAGUUUGUAAAUUAGCAGAAGGCUAGUGAUUAUAUAUAUUGUUUCAUUUUAUUAAAUCUUGGAGGAUUCGUCGUCUCGAGAAAAGAAAAAGAUUUAUUUGUUCGUUGCAUAACAACAUGAACCCUAUUUGUUAUUUUGUCGUGUUUUUGAACCC
This is a messenger RNA of Tarenaya hassleriana, 1717 nucleotides long. RefSeq names its product putative receptor-like protein kinase At4g00960. Lineage: Eukaryota; Viridiplantae; Streptophyta; Magnoliopsida; Brassicales; Cleomaceae. The transcript is spliced from 6 exons. Gene Ontology annotation, molecular function: protein kinase activity; ATP binding. Gene Ontology annotation, biological process: protein phosphorylation. The record is from RefSeq and is a predicted model, not a curated record. Bases 326 to 1534 code for a protein of 402 amino acids.